AUGGGCAACUCUGAGGAACAAGCGCGGCCGACGUCUGCUCCAACAUCGGCUCCUCCUCCGCCGGAGGUGAUUGAGCUCGGGACUCCUCCGAGCGUACUGUCCGGUUCCAGUCAACGAGAUCCCGAGUCCAGCCCGCUGGCAUGGGUAUGCGUUGUCGGGUCGUUCAUGUUCCUCUACCCGAGCUAUGGAUUCAUGCAGUCCGUUGGGACGGUGCAGUCGUAUCUUCAAUUGAAUCAGCUGAGCGACUACACAGCUCGUGAUCUCGGAUGGAUUAGCGGCAUCUUCACCUCUCUAGGUCUCCUUCUCGGCAUCCAGGCCGGCCCGCUCAUGGACGCCUAUGGCACGAGACUCCUAGCGCCCAUCUCCGCAGCUACUCUUGUUCCGUUGUUCUUCCUCCUGGGCGAGUGCACAGAGUACUGGCACUUCAUACUCUGCCUCGGAGUCUUGGGCGGCAUCAGCAGUGCGCUCACUUCCACCGUUGCCAUGGCCGUCAUCGGCAAACUGUUUAGCCGCCGUCGUGGGCUUGCCAUGGGUAUGGCUCUCUCUGGGUCAUCGUUCGGUGGCGUCACCCUAUCAAUGAUGUUCCGUUCCCUUCUUCCCAAACUCGGAUGGCAAUGGACCAUGCGAGCGACAGGUUUCCUCGUCCUCGGCAUCAUGGUAUUGGGGGGGGUAAGGGUGCCACUCUGA
Molecule: messenger RNA, 687 nt
Organism: Colletotrichum chrysophilum
Lineage: Eukaryota; Fungi; Ascomycota; Sordariomycetes; Glomerellales; Glomerellaceae
Exons: 3
Coding region: 1-687 (228 amino acids)
Biological process (GO): transmembrane transport
Cellular component (GO): fungal-type vacuole membrane
Molecular function (GO): transmembrane transporter activity
Source: RefSeq, a predicted model, not a curated record